Messenger RNA from Zerene cesonia (dogface butterfly), 1142 nucleotides. It is a transcript of the gene Aos1, whose product is annotated as SUMO-activating enzyme subunit 1. The coding region runs from base 77 to 1096 and encodes 339 amino acids. The transcript has a single exon. The record is from RefSeq and is a predicted model, not a curated record. Gene Ontology annotation, biological process: protein sumoylation. Gene Ontology annotation, cellular component: SUMO activating enzyme complex; cytoplasm. Gene Ontology annotation, molecular function: SUMO activating enzyme activity. Lineage: Eukaryota; Metazoa; Arthropoda; Insecta; Lepidoptera; Pieridae.
CAUGUUGACAGUUUAAUUGUUGGCGUGGGUCAGUCCGGUUCUAUUGUAUUUUGCAGAUUUUGUUUUAGCACCGAAAAUGGUAGAGAAUAACGAAAUGGAAUUAUCUGAGGCAGAAGCGGAACAGUACGAUCGCCAAAUCCGCCUUUGGGGAUUAGAAUCUCAAAAACGGCUACGAGCCUCCAAAGUUCUUAUUAUUGGCCUGUCCGGUCUCGGAGCCGAGAUCGCUAAAAACAUAAUUCUUUCGGGUGUUAAAAGCGUAUGUCUGCUUGAUAAUGAAAAAUUAAGAGAAACCGACCAAUACUCUCAGUUUUUGGCGCCGCCGGAUAAACUUGGUGAAAACAGAGCGGAGGCGUCUUUACAGCGAGCUAGAGCGUUGAACCCAAUGGUUGAAGUAACCUCGGAAACGAAAGGAGUCGAUGAUCUACCUGACAACUUUUUCACAGAAUUUGACAUUGUAUGUGCGACGGGCUUGAAACAAGAGCAACUUGAACGUAUCAACAACGCGUGUAGAGAUGCUAACAAGAAAUUCCUUUGCGGUGACGUAUGGGGCAUGUUUGGCUACAUGUUCACAGAUUUGAUUGACCACGAGUACUCUGAAGAGAUAGUGCAACACAAGGCCGUGAAACGCGGCCCUGAGGACGACGAAAAGUCAGCACGCGAAACAGUAACCAUAACUGUUAAGCGACGCGCUAUAUACGUUCCCUUACAAAAUGCGUUAUCUGCUGACUGGUCUAAACCUGAACUACGAUCUAGAUUGCGACGCGGCGACCCUUCCUACUUCGCAAUGAAGAUCCUUUUACGUUUCCGUGAUGAAUACAACCGCAACCCAGAUCCCGCAAAACGUAAGGCAGAUACUGAAGUAAUAUUCCGCAUGAGAGAUGAGCUGGUCAAAGAAUUGAAUCUUCCCAUUGGUUUUGUCAGUGACGCUUUAUUGACUGAUGUUUUUGGUAUUGUAUCUGGUGCUGCAGCUGUGUUAGGCGGUGUAAUUGGUCAAGAAAUCGUAAAAGCUGUCAGCCAAAGGGAACCUCCUCAUAAUAACAUGUUUUUCUUCAAUCCAGUAAAGUGUGUUGGCUUUGUUGAGCUGUAUGGUCAAUAAAUUACCCAUUAAGAUAAGUAACUAUUAAAUUAUUUUAAGACGCUAA